Messenger RNA from Tarenaya hassleriana, 5433 nucleotides. Its product is annotated as DDT domain-containing protein PTM. NCBI's taxonomy places the organism in Eukaryota, Viridiplantae, Streptophyta, Magnoliopsida, Brassicales, Cleomaceae. Bases 297 to 5033 code for a protein of 1578 amino acids. The record is from RefSeq and is a predicted model, not a curated record. The transcript is spliced from 11 exons.
UACCGUUCAUCUCUCUCUCUCUAGUCUAUACGCUAUACCCCAUUAGGGCUCACUUUUCUUCUCUCUCUCGGUUCUCUCUCUUAUCGUCACCAGAGCCCUCGAGUACGUCGUUAAUGGUGGUUAUCGGAUCCUAGCAUGGAUUCUCGUGGAUCUUAGAUUUUGCUGCGAUUUGGGAGUAAUAUCCUUUGAUUUUCUGGCGAAGUGGCACAUUUUUUGGAACCCUAGGGGUUUUUUGGAAGGGGAGUAACGUUAUUCCGGUUCUAGGGUUGAUUCAACUCGUUUGAAGUGGUGGCUCGAUGGAAGCAAAAGUGCCUAGACCAAGGGGCAGGCCGAGGAAACGCCCGAGACCAGAGGGUGAUAAUGCGGGGUCUAACGGGAAAUCGGAUAAUCGGGGGAAGAGGCGGAUUUUGGAGGUGAAACCAUCGGUUCCAAUCUCGCUUCUUGGUCGUUAUGUGUUGAAAGAUUUUGAUGAUAAUGGAGUUUUUCUGGGGAAGAUAGUGUCCUACGACACUGGGUUCUAUACAGUAGAAUAUGAAGAUGGUGAUUGUGAGACAUUGGAAAGUCGAGAACUUCGACAGUUUAUUAUUGGUGAGAGUUACUUUGACGAAGAACUAAGUGCUAGAAAGAACAAACUAGAUGAACACAUAGUGAAGAAGGAUGAGAAGAAAUUGAAUAGCCUGAAAAGCAAAGGGGCUAAGCUGCAAAAUCAAGUAAAUGGAGUUGAUGCAUCUGCAUCUGGUGGUAAUCCAAGUGGUGGGCAAGAAGUAGAUGAUGACGCGGUGGGACUUGGAAAUGGUGACGACUCUUGUAGCGAGUCUUCAGAGUAUGGAGACGGUAAAGAUCCAGUUAUUGAGAGUGAGAUUCCUUACCUUCCCCCUAUAGAUUUUCCUCCUUCAUCUGGAACAUUUGGUGUCCCCGAGGAGUCUGUGGCACACCUUUUAUCUGUGUAUGGGUUCCUAAGGUCAUUCAGUGUUCAAUUAUAUCUCUAUCCGUUUGGGUUGGACUAUUUUGUUGGAGCGUUGAAUUUCUCAGGACCAAAUUCUCUACUUGAUGCCAUUCACGUUUCUCUUUUGCGGGUGUUGAAGCGUCAUCUAGAGAGACUCUCUUCAGACGGGUCUGAACUAGCUUCAAAGUGCUUGAGGUGUGUUGAUUGGAGCUUGCUUGAUGCGUUAACUUGGCCUGUUUAUCUGAUUCAGUACAUUAUGGCAAUGGGACAUGCAAGCGAACUUCAAUGGAAUAGUUUUUAUGAAUUUGUUGUGGAAAAGGAGUAUUAUUUCUUACCUGUUGGAAUGAAGUUGAGGAUCCUACAAAUACUGUGUGAUGAUGUCUUUGAUGUAGCAGAGUUAAGAAAUGAAAUUGAUUGUCGUGAAGAAUCUGAAGUUGGAUUUGAUCCCGAUGGAGUUACAGCUGAUCUUCCAGAAAAUGGACCUAGAAGAGUCCAUCCCCGAUUUGCUAAAACCUCGGCUUGCAAGGAGAAAGAGGUUAUUGAUAUUGCUGCAGUAAACCAUGGGACGAACUCACUUAACGAGUCAAAAACUUUGGGUUUGAGAUUUUCUGAAGGUGAUUCGAAUGGAGUUAGCUCAGAUCUGGAUGGAAACAGUGAUGAAUGCCGACUGUGUGGUAUGGAUGGGACUUUGCUGUGUUGUGAUGGUUGCCCCUCAGCUUAUCAUUCAAGAUGCAUAGGCGUGGUGAAAAUGUACAUACCAGAUGGGCCGUGGUACUGUCCUGAGUGUACUAUCAACAAAAUGGGGCCAAUUAUUGCUCAUGAAACGUCACUAAGAGGAGCUGUACUUUUUGGAAUGGAUCCGCAGGGGCACCUCUUCUUGGGUACUUGCAAUCACUUACUGGUGCUGAAAACUUCUAUGAAUGCAGAAGCAUUUGUCAAAUAUUACACCGCCAAUGAUAUUCCAAAAGUUGUACUCUUGCUUCUUUCCGCAACAACCCAUCGACCUGUUUAUGCGGAUAUAUGCAAAGCGAUCGCUCAUUGCUGGAAUCUGCCUGGAUGUGUCAUGUCUUAUCUAAGAGCUCUGGAGGCUGAUUUAGCCCAAAUGAAGAAAGAAGGGGAUGGUGAGGUGUCAGACAUGGAUAAGCCCGAUAGUGCAAGUAUCGUCGGUGGAGGUGGUGUCCAGAAUGCGACUGGCCUUCCUACAUGCAUUUCAGGCAACACUGGUGGCACUUUUGUUGGAGCAUCAAGUGGAAUGCAAGAGAAGAAUUUAGUUGCUGGUGUUGCAUACAUGGGUUCAUCUUUUAAAUCUUACUUGUACAUUAAUCAUUAUGCAAAUGGAGAAUUAGCUGCCUCGGCUGGUGCUACUUUGGCUGUCCUGUCAUCAGAGGAAUCCCAUGAAGCUGACCUUCACAAGUAUAGUAAUGCUAGGAAAGCAGCAUCAAGUAACAUUUUGCUGCAAGCGAAAGCAUUCUCAUUAGUAGCCUCGCGUUUUUUCUGGCCAAGUCCCGAGAAGAAGGACAUUGCUAGGGAAAGGUGUGGUUGGUGUCAUUUUUGCAAACUCACAUCCGCUAGCAGGAAAGGGUGCAUGCUAAAUGCAGCUGUAACAGGUGCCACUAAGAGUGCUACAAAGACCUUCAGUGGACUUUUCCCUUUAAAGAACAGGGAGGGCAGUCUUUCUAGCAUUGCUGCUUAUGUUUUAUACCUGGAGGAAAGCUUACGUGGUCUCAUUGCUGGGCCAUUUCUCAGUGGGAGUCACAGGGAACAGUGGCGUAAGCAAGUAGAGGUAGCCUCAACGUGCAAAGCCAUGAAAGCACUUCUGCUUGAACUUGAGGAAAAUAUAAGCACUAUCGCUCUGCUAAGCGAUUGGCCUAAACUCGUGGAUGACUGGUUGAUAGAACAUUCUAUUUUUCAAAGUGCCCCAUUUGCUUUUGGGGCCACACAGAAACGUGGACCAGGCCGAAGAAGGCAACGGAACCUGGCGGAAGUUCCUAUCAAAGGUUCUGAUGAUGAUGGCUUUACUUGGUGGCGAGGGGGGAAGCUAUCAAAGCUUAUUCUCCUGAAGGCAGUUGUGUCACGGAGAAAGAUUAAGAAAGCAGCCUGGCAAGGUGGCAGUAAAAAGGUUCCUGGAUUUAAUUAUGGUGAUGGUUCUGGAAUUCCUAAGAGAAGCAGACAGUCUGUUUGGAGAGCUGCUGUUGAAAGAAGCAAGAACAUAUCUCAGCUCGCUCUUCAGGUUAGAUACAUGGAUAUGAAUAUAAGAUGGAGUGAACUUGUAAGGCCAGAACAAAACCUCCAGGAUGUCAAAGGUCCUGAAACAGAGGCCUCUGUAUUUAGAAAUGCAAGUAUAUGUGACAAGAAGAUUAUUGAUAACAAGGUUAGAUAUGGAGUUGCCUUUGGAAAUCAAAAGCAUCUCCCCUCACGAGUCAUGAAGAAUGUGAUCGAUGUCGAGAAAACAGAAGAUGGACAUGAAAAGUAUUGGUUUCAAGAAGCUCGUGUUCCCUUGUACUUGACCAAAGAAUAUGAAGAAGGUUUGCAGAGAGGACCACUGCCUUCGAUCAAGAAGCCGUCACACAUGUUGUCCAAGUUGCAGAGAAAGCAAUUGAAAACUUCCCGUUCGGACAUAUUUUCAUAUCUAGCAUCUAGGAGGGACAAUAUGGAGAAGUGUGCUUGCGCAUUGUGUCAUCUUGAUGUUUUACUGAGGGAUGCAACAACAUGCAGCAAUUGCCAAGGUUUUUGUCACAAGGAGUGUACUUUCCGUUCGCAAUACACAAACGGGAAAGUCGAAGUUACGGUCACCUGCAAACGAUGCUACCAUAUGAAAGCUCUUUCUCUAAUCAGACAUCCAACAACUCCUCUAGUUGCGAUCAACCGAAACCACCAAAACACAGUCACUCCGGUCUCCAAGAUACCAAUUAAGCCUCUUAAUCAACAAUCUACGUCCCAAAAAACGCAGGAGAAUGCUUCAGGAGGGAAGGAAAUCACUCCUGAUUCUAGUGCGGUGCCAAAGAGUAAACAUAAGACGUUAUCUUGGGGAGUGAUAUGGAGGAAAAAGAACAGCGAGGACACCGGAGUUAGCUUCAGGCAUCAAAACAUUCUUCUUGCUGGAAGAUCGGAUAAUCCGGGCGUGGAGCCCUCUUGCUCUCUCUGCCAACUGGCGUACAAUCCUGAUCAGUCGUAUAUCCACUGUACAAAUUGUGACAAGUGGUACCACAUUGCAGCUAUUAAGCUCGAGGAGUCGAAAAUUCCCGAGGUGGUUGGGUUCAAGUGUUGCAAAUGUCGUCGGAUACGAUCGCCCGAUUGCCCUUACAUGGAUCCGAAGCUCAAGGAACAAAAGCUGAUGAAGAAAUCGAUCUUCAAGAGCCAAAAACAAGGGCAAGGAUACAUAGGUUUGGAUUCCGAUUCCGAAAGGAUUUCCGAGCCAAAAGACUCAAAACCAUCCAGUCCUUCGUUCCCUCCUGAUGACGCAUUUGUUCCUGAGGAUGAUCCUCUGCUUCUAUCGGUUUCAAAAGUCGAGCAAAUCACACAACCCAACUUGGAUCUCGGAUGGGACAAUGCUUCCCCAAUGCCGGUACCCCGGAAGCUACCCGUCAGGAGGCAAGCAAAACACGAAGAGAUCUCCGGGAAUCAUCCUUCCCACACAGAAUUCUCGAUUUAUCCCGAACCAAAUUCUGUCGUCAAACCAGAAGCGGAGCAAACAUUGCCUGUCAGUGAAUGGGGCACCCCCGGGAAUGCAGUGGAAGGAGAGUUAAUGUUUGAUUACGGAACCCUAAACUAUGAAGACAUGGAGUUUGAACCACAGACAUAUUUCUCGUUAGCAGAGUUGCUGACAUCCGAGGAUGGCGGCCAGUGCGACGAAUAUGGCUCCGGGAUAAUUGAAAACAACAUUUCUGACCCUCCUGGAAUGUGCAGCUCCUCGGAUGCGAAUCAAAUACCAUGUAAGAUAUGUUUGCAUAUGGAACCAGGACCUGACCUCUCGUGUCGGUCUUGUGGAUUGGUAAUACAUUCCCACUGUUCUCCAUGGGAGGAGGAGGAGCUGUCGUCAUGUUCGGAAGGGGGCUGGUGCUGUGGCCACUGCCGUGAAUGGCGGUAGGGCGUUCUUGUUUUCCACCUUUCCUUCCGACUCGGAUAUUAUAUUAGAAGUUUCGACACGAUAUUCGUUGAGCGGUUCAGACCAGAAGCUGCCAGGGACGACGGCUCUUCCUUUGUCCCGAGGGUUUUUGAUGAAUUGGUGAAUGUGUUUUGAGGUUGUCAGAAUUUACCUCUCCGUAGGGUUCAUAUGGUCUCUGCGAAGAUGCCCUGUUUCUGGCAGAUAAGCUCUUUGUAUGUUCUCUCUCUCUCUCUCUCUCUCUCUCUCUCUCUCUCUCUCUCUCUCUCUCUCUCUCCCUCUCUCUCUGCACGUGUAGGUGGAUGGAGAUUAUGUCUCGUUAAUGUCAUAACACUCGAAUCGUGUUUUAGUAUUAGAAGAGCUGCAGUGAAGUGAUUUACAUAUA